This is a messenger RNA of Nymphaea colorata (pocket water lily), 2156 nucleotides long. Its product is annotated as calcineurin B-like protein 3. The record is from RefSeq and is a predicted model, not a curated record. NCBI's taxonomy places the organism in Eukaryota, Viridiplantae, Streptophyta, Magnoliopsida, Nymphaeales, Nymphaeaceae. The transcript is spliced from 10 exons. Gene Ontology annotation, molecular function: calcium ion binding; kinase binding. Gene Ontology annotation, biological process: calcium-mediated signaling. The coding region runs from base 1243 to 1923 and encodes 226 amino acids.
UCUCUGUCUCUCUUUCUCUGUUCUUCCUUUUUAUUUGUUUGGUCUCCUUUAUGUGGAGGACCUUUUUUCUGUCUUUGGUUCUCGACCGCCGUUGAAUCUCUAAGAGUAUCGGAAUCUGUGAAGCAUCCAUGUAGUUUUGUCCUAAACAGAUCCCUGUGUUGUGCGGGCUAAUGAACCGAAGCCGCAAUUGACUGAAUUGGUGCGCUGGUUUUUCGAUUUCACCCACUCUCUCUCUCUCUCUCUUUUUGCGCGAUUUUCUACUUUGCGGGUUUCCUUCUUCACAAUUCACGAACUGAAAUUGGCAUUUCUUUUUUUUUUUCAUCACUGUUCUCUCAUCUCUAUUAAGCUCAUGUUGGAUUGUUAUGUAUGAGCUUCUCAUUGAAAGUAAAAGAUUUCCUGCUUCCUUGUGAUGUUUCAGUCUUUUUUCGUUCUGUUUCCUUAUUUUCUGGAAUGGACUGUUCAUCGCCUAGUAAAAAUUGAAGCCCUGCCAUCAGAACUCGGAGCUUUUUGCUUUCAGUAGCAAAGAUAGUUAAGAUAGUAUCCUUCCUCUAGGUGGUAGUCAGUUUCUUCUUUUUCUUUUAAUAGUUUUUCAGUGUCAACAUGCACAUUUUGUGAGGCAUUGGUGCCGGAGAUUCAUGAGUAUUAGUUUUUGUGGACGACCAAUGGGUUCUUAGUACAUUUGGGCAGUGUUAUCAAAUACUCUGGUUGAGGUGGAAACAGAUGGACUUAUGAGUCUAUUGAUGGCUGUGUAUCUGGAAGACUGAAUCACUAGGUUUUUUAAUUUUAGUCUCGAACCUUAGUAGUGUGGAUUUAAUUAUAAAUUUCCUCAGGCAGUUCGGUAUAUCUGCUUUCUAGAUUAGCAAAGUUGGAUUUAAUAUUUUAUAUACUUGCAGCAGGUUUAUGGAAGUGAAAUCUUAUUACCUUGACAUGGUUCAAUAAUAUUGCGCAUUGCUCUUUUCCAUUUGCAAGUCUGAAGCAUGGCAACGCCAUGUAGUAUGUUCCAUCUGUAUCUUUUUAUGCCAGUGUAAUUAGGGAUAAUAUCUGAUCUCUUGCAUGAUCUCUCAACUUUUAACUGAUAUGCUUAUUCUCAACCAUCGAGAUCCACACCUAACAACUGCAGUUGGGGAAGAUUUGGUUGCCAGAAACAAGAAAGUUGGUCUAUUUUGCCUGUGUAUGCAGACAUGGGUCAGCUGAGCAACAGACAUCAGUAGGUAUGGAAUGCCUUGACAAGCUGACGAUAACAUGUUGCAGUGCCUGGAGGGAAUUAAGCAGCUGUGUGCUUCCAUUGUCAAGUGUUGCGACCUAGAUUUCUACAGGUCAGCAAAGGGCCUUGAGGAUCCUGAAGUACUUGCAAGGGAGACUGUGUUUAGUGUAAGUGAAAUAGAAGCACUGUAUGAGCUAUUCAAGAAGAUCAGCAGUGCAGUGAUUGAUGAUGGAUUGAUAAACAAGGAGGAAUUCCAGUUGGCAUUAUUCAAGACUAGUAAAAAAGAGAGUUUGUUUGCAGACCGGGUCUUUGAUUUGUUCGACACUAAGCAUAAUGGAAUGUUAGGAUUUGAAGAAUUUGCACGGGCAUUGUCUGUCUUUCAUCCCAACGCUCCAAUUGAUGAUAAGAUCGACUUUUCCUUUCAAUUAUACGAUCUCAAACAGCAAGGUUUCAUUGAGCGCCAAGAGGUGAAGCAAAUGGUAGUGGCUACACUUGCGGAAUCUGGCAUGAAUCUUUCAGAUGAUAUAAUUGAAAGCAUUAUCGAUAAGACCUUUGAGGAGGCAGAUACAAAACAUGAUGGUAAGAUUGACAAGGAAGAGUGGAGGAGUCUUGUUCUGCGCCACCCUUCUCUUCUAAAGAACAUGACUCUACCGUAUCUCAAGGACAUUACAACUACUUUUCCAAGUUUCGUCUUCCACUCUCAAGUCGACGACACAUGAUGAUCUGAUUAUUUAUUUUGGGAGAUCAAUUGAAAGACUUGUUGCUUCCUUGGAGAUACAUUAGUGUUAAUAACUUUUAUGAGCCAGUGCAAACAUUAUUAUUCCGGUCCAUUUGUUGUAUUUUUUUUUUCCAGCAUUGCCAUUUUCCUUCACUGUUUGUAUUUAGUGUUUAAUCUGCACAAACUUCUCGCCUCUUAAAAUAGUUGACCGCAUGAGAUGCCAUGUUGAGUAUA